Setaria italica (foxtail millet) is the source of this 648-nucleotide messenger RNA. Its product is annotated as glycine-rich protein DOT1-like. The transcript has 2 exons. The record is from RefSeq and is a predicted model, not a curated record. The coding region runs from base 1 to 648 and encodes 215 amino acids. Lineage: Eukaryota; Viridiplantae; Streptophyta; Magnoliopsida; Poales; Poaceae.
AUGGCGCUUGAUCAACAGCGUCAGGCGUACCUGGGUGACCACCUGCACCUGGAGGUGGUCGCCGCGGGCGAAGCACGAGGGACCGCCGGCGGCGGAGAGCGGCCGAGAUUUGGGAGCGAAGGCGGCGGAGCGCGGUCGAGGGGGUGGGAGCGGGGGAGAUUUGGGAGCAACGGCGGCAGAGAGAGGGGGAGCGCGAGGGAGCCGGCGAGUGGAGGGAGCAACGACGGCGGAGAGCAGGCGAGAGCGCGGGUGCGGGCGAGCGGCGGGAGCGACGGCGGCGGGGAGCGGGCGAGAUCUGGGAGCGCCGGCGCCGGAGAGCAGGUGACAGCGCGGGAGCGGGCGAGCGGCGGGAGCGCCGGCGGCGGAGAGCGGGCGAGAGCGUGGGAGCGGGCAAGCGGCGGCAGCGACGGUGGCGGAGAGCGGGCGAGAUCUGGGAGCGCCGGCCGCGGAGAGCGGGCGACAGCGCGGGAGCGGGCCAGCGACGGGAGCGACGACGUCGGGGAGCGGGCCAGAUCUGGGACUGAUGGCGGCGGAGAGCGGGCGAGAGCGCAGGCGCUGCUGAGCGGCGGGAGCGACGACGGCGGAUCGGGGGCGAGAGCUAGCGACCGGGCGAGAGGGAGGCGACUGGAUAAGGACGGCAGGCGAUAG